ACCCUUCUCGGCUCUUCGGCUACGAUGUUUUGGAUGGUGUCGCUAAACCUCAACAUGACAUUGUGACUUGAAACACUGACAACCAAGUAAAACAAACCGAGCUUCAGGUUCUCUCAAACAAGGAAGAUCUCUUUCCACCAGUUUUCCCUCCUCUUUUGCGCUUCAUAUUGAGGCAGGAAAAGGGUGAUAGACUCACGUGAUUGUUCUUCAUCAACACCUCCAGGUGGAUCGCACCGGUUACUAGCGGCCAUGACAGUGUGGAGAGAGCUCCGUUUAUCGGGGGAAGCUUGAGAGCUUGAAAAGUGCAAUGGAUCUGUGACUACAGAACUAAUUUUUCCAUUGUCGCUCAGCUUUCAAAAACUUCAAAAAUAUUCAUAUCUCGACAUCUGGCUCCAUUCCAAGACCGUCCCUCAUCUUAGUUGCCGCCAUUGACUGCCGGCUAAAGAAAGCCAUCCAUCCAUCGGCCAUUCUCUUGAAUACUUAUCCCCGGCCGGCCCUCCCCCACACUUCAUGCUCGGGAAGCACAGCGAGCGCAAACGCCAAUCUUUGACUUCGACGGACGGCAAAUCGAGUUCCUAUCACAAACUUACUUACAUCCACACAGCACACUAACUGACUAAAGCACGACCGACCGAGUAACCGCAGACCGCUCCCGAUUUUUUCCCUCCGUCCUCCCUCCCUACAUCAUGAAUGCCUCAAGGACCUCCCUCUCUCGCAGCCUCUGCAGCCUCUCUCGCUCCUCACGAAACCCUCACUUCUCGGCAGCAACAGCAUCCCCCGCACUCUAUACACCCGCACGCUUUGGAUCCGCCUUUGUGCAAACGCGCAACAUGGCCAGCUUCAAGAAGAUCAAGGUCAAGAACCCAGUGGUGGAGCUGGACGGCGACGAGAUGACCCGUAUCAUCUGGAAGGACAUCAAGGACAAGUUCAUCCACCCGUACCUGGACAUCGACCUGAAGUACUACGAUCUGGGCCUGGAAUACAGAGACGAGACGAAUGACCAGGUUACGAUUGACUCGGCGGAGGCGAUCAAGAAGUACUCCGUAGGAGUCAAAUGCGCAACUAUCACGCCCGACGAGGCAAGAGUCAAGGAGUUCAACCUUAAACAGAUGUGGCUAUCUCCCAAUGGCACGAUCCGCAACGCGCUGGGCGGAACAGUCUUCAGAGAACCCAUCGUCAUCCCACGUAUCCCCCGCCUCGUGCCUGGCUGGAAGAAGCCCAUUAUCAUCGGUCGCCACGCCUUUGGCGACCAAUACCGUGCCAAGGACCUCGUCGUGAAGGGCAAUGGAACACUCAAAAUGGUCUUCACUCCGGAGGGAGGCAAGCCCGAGGAAGUCGAAGUCUACGAAUUCAAGAAUGGCGGUGGAGUUGCGCAGACACAAUAUAACACCGACGAGAGCAUUGCUGGGUUCGCACACGCCAGUUUUAAGCUUGCUAUCGCAAAGGGCUUGCCUCUGUAUAUGAGCACCAAGAACACCAUCCUGAAGAAGUAUGAUGGCAGGUUCAAGGAUAUCUUUGAGGAGAUCUACGAGACGACAUACAAGAAGGAGUUUGAGGCCAAGAAGAUCUGGUACGAGCACAGACUUAUUGACGAUAUGGUUGCCCAGAUGAUGAAGAGCUCAGGAGGUUACAUUAUGGCUUUGAAGAACUACGACGGUGACGUCCAAUCCGACAUCGUCGCCCAAGGCUUCGGCUCCCUCGGCCUCAUGACCAGCGUGCUCAUCACCCCCGACGGUAAAACAUUCGAAUCCGAAGCCGCGCACGGCACCGUCACCCGCCACUACCGCGAGCACCAAAAGGGCAACGAGACAUCCACCAACCCCAUCGCCUCUAUCUUCGCCUGGACUCGCGGUCUCGUCCAGCGCGGAACUCUGGACGAGACGCCAGAGGUCGUGGCGUUUGCGGAGAGUCUGGAGAAGGCGUGUAUCGAUACCGUUGAUAUCGAUGGUAUUAUGACGAAGGAUUUGGCGUUGGCGUGUGGAAAGACGGGGAGAGAGGAUUAUGUUACUACGACCGAGUAUAUGAAUGCGGUUGAGAGGAGGAUGAAGAGCCUGUUGAAGCAGAAGUUGUAG
Molecule: messenger RNA, 2072 nt
Organism: Cadophora gregata
Lineage: Eukaryota; Fungi; Ascomycota; Leotiomycetes; Helotiales; Ploettnerulaceae
Gene: IDP1
Product: Isocitrate dehydrogenase [NADP], mitochondrial precursor (Oxalosuccinate decarboxylase)
Exons: 3
Coding region: 687-2072 (461 amino acids)
Biological process (GO): isocitrate metabolic process
Cellular component (GO): mitochondrion
Molecular function (GO): NAD binding; magnesium ion binding; isocitrate dehydrogenase (NADP+) activity
Source: RefSeq, a predicted model, not a curated record